Molecule: messenger RNA, 2957 nt
Organism: Anthonomus grandis grandis
Lineage: Eukaryota; Metazoa; Arthropoda; Insecta; Coleoptera; Curculionidae
Product: aminopeptidase N-like
Exons: 17
Coding region: 120-2900 (926 amino acids)
Biological process (GO): proteolysis; peptide catabolic process
Cellular component (GO): cytoplasm
Molecular function (GO): peptide binding; metalloaminopeptidase activity; zinc ion binding
Source: RefSeq, a predicted model, not a curated record
GUUUUUUUAUCAAUAAUAAUUUAUUCAGAUAACAUUAUAAUUUUAAUGAUUUAUGUUACGAAAUAUGUGAAACUACUUCAGUCUGGUGAUAGGUGCCUAGAAAACAAAACUCUCCAGGCAUGCAAAUCCACAAAACUAUCCUCCUAGCAUUCUUGCUAGUAAGCCAUAGAACUUUCGCCUAUUUCGGUCCAGAAUUCGAAUUAUGGAGCCCAAUGGACCAAAAGCUGCGUGCUACAAACGGUUUCGUUCUACCAAAUACAGCCAGACCAUCGUUUUAUGACCUCACAUUGGGAGUGUACGUCGCUGGAAACGAUCAAUAUAUGACAGGGGUGUUGGUAAUAACGCUUGACGUAGACGAUCAAUAUGGAAAUGGCACCAAUAGGUUAUACUUAAAUAUGGCCAACCCUUGGGAUGAAAUAAAUGAGAGCACCAUAUUGUGGAACGAUAAUAUGUCUUGUGGUCUUGCGUCGUUAGGGAUCGGUUGGGUUUUAAUUGAAUGCCCACAAUUUAUUAAUGGGACUAACCAGAAACUUACACUCACCUUUACCCCCAGGUUUACCGGAAUUUAUAAUUCGGCGUACGUGACUGUUUACAAUGAAUCUGAUUGGACGUAUACGGUUAAUACGCAGUUGGAACCCGGUUAUGCCAGAACGUUUAUGCCAUGCUUCGACGAGCCAAAAUAUAAAGCCCCACUAAAAUUAACCAUGCUAACUGACAUUUCCAGUGCCAACAUCGCAUCAUGGGUCAGCAACACCAAGGAAGUCUCCACGACAAACGAAAACAACAUAGUAACAACCGUAUUCGAAACCUCCCCAACCAUGUCCGCUCACAUGUUCGCAUUUAUGGCCAGUGAAAACUUUAAGAGUUUCUCGAACGCGGAUCUGAAUAACGGUUUCGAGUUUUCGGUGUUUACUAGACCGAGGGCAGAAAACUACAUUAGUGUAGCAACAACAAAUGGGCCAAUGCUGCUUGAUAUUAUGGGGAAUUUCACUGGGAUUCCUUAUGCUGACUUGGGCAUUAGCAAGCUGACUGUCGCUGGUGCUCCUGAGUUUAUUCCCACUGCUAGAGGAAGUUGGGGAUUGAUCACUGCUAGAGAGCAGCUUCUCAUAGAUGAAGGAACAGACCGAACUGCAGCGAGAGACAUCCAGACAAUAACCGAAAUCUUGGCCUACGGUAUCGGCCGUCAGUGGUUCGGUGACUACGUGACGGCCCAAUGGUGGUCGGAAACUUGGCUCAACGAAGGAUUCGGUAAAUUUUUCGAAUAUCAUUUGACACAGUUGUUAUCAUCUGACUACCAGAUGCUGCCGCAAUUCAUAGUGAAAGAACAGCAGAAAGUGAUGAAAAUCGAUGCCUAUCCGGAUACGUUGGCGUUGUCGAGUGAUGCUUCAAAUGUUACUACCAAUGCUGAUUUUGAUGCUUCUUACGGUGACGUGUCUUACUCGAAAGGCGCAACGAUUCUUAAGAUGUUGUUUUUGCAAUUUGGGACAGACGUGUUUCAAAAGGCUUUAAACACUUAUUUAAAUGAAAACAAAUACAGUACAGUUACCAGCGAAACUCUCCUUGACGCCUUCCAAAAAACCAUUGAAGACCAAUCUGUCGACUUAAAAACUGUCUAUAACUCCUGGAUUUAUGACAAAGGCUAUCCAGUACUAGAUGUCUCGUUGUCCAGUGACAACAAAGUUACUAUAAAGGCCUCCAAAUUCUCAUCAUCACUUAACAAAACUGGCGAAAACCUGACAUCAACGUGGUGGAUUCCUUUGACCUAUACAACCUCGGAAAAUCCGGACUUUGAUAGCAUAGUCUUCGACUGGACUGCUCCAGACAAAAUUUCCGACUUUAGUGUAACCCUUCCGGAUGCCGGAUGGAUUGUUGUUAAUCUACAAGCUGCUGGGUUCUACCGAGUGAAUUAUGAUGAAACUCUCUGGAAUAGAUUAAUUACUGUUUUAAAUAAUCCAACCACUUGGUCAACUAUAAACGUGCUGAAUAGGGCACAAUUGUUGGACGACGCCUUCAAUCUGGCAAGAUCAGUAGAUGGCACUGACGAGGAAAUCAAAGCGAACUACGCAAGAGCUUUUAAAUUGGCUGAAUAUUUGCAAUACGAGACCGAAUAUCCACCCUGGUAUACUUUCUUUACUGAAAUGCAAUAUUUGUAUGAGAGGUUACAGGAUGACGUUACUUCAGCAGCCCUUAAGAAAAAAAUCCUGGACAUAGUGACCCCUCAAGUAAUAAUACCAGACAGCAUCCAGGACGUAUCCCAUACAGAAAUCUUAAAAAGAAAUCUAAUUCUUCAAUGGGCAUGUAGGCUGGGCCACGAGCAAUGUAUCAGUUGGGCGCAAACAGAAUAUGCAGCUUUCCUAAAUGAGCCCCAGAGUAUUGACAGCAACUACAGGGACGUCAUUUUGUGCGCAAGUGUGGCGAACGUGAACGACAGCGAUGCCAAGAAUACCUUCCAAGUGAUAAGUUCACUAUUACAAGAAUCAAUUUUGCCCUUUGAACAAAAGGAUUAUGCAAAGGCGUUGACGUGUUUCAAGAAUGAACUGUGGUUAAACGAGAGUCUUGAGUUGACCAACAGGUGGAUAUUACCACUAUUCCCACGAGUUUUCUAUGACACCAUGCUGAAUGGUUUGAUAAGUGAUGGCAAAGACAAAAUAUCCACGGUUAUUAAAUAUGUCAGCCCAAGAGAUUUUGCCAUUGAUAGCUAUUGGUUAUACAGCCAGGGAGACCUUUUGAUAAAAACAGCGAAAAAGAUAUUUGUACAAGAGAACAUUGACUAUAUUCAAGCCUACAUAGACCUUAAUCGAAUAGUUAGUGGAAAACCCAUUGAGGCAGUCAAUAUUGCAAAGGAGAAUUUAAAAUGGGUUGAAAAAUAUGGCAGUAUUUUGACUUCUGUGAUUGUAUAAAAAAAGUCCAAAGAAACUUGUAUUGUUAAUUAAAUUUACCUUGAAGAUGUUAAUUUA